Molecule: messenger RNA, 1347 nt
Organism: Ceratotherium simum simum (southern white rhinoceros)
Lineage: Eukaryota; Metazoa; Chordata; Mammalia; Perissodactyla; Rhinocerotidae
Product: olfactory receptor 7G2-like
Biological process (GO): G protein-coupled receptor signaling pathway
Cellular component (GO): membrane
Molecular function (GO): G protein-coupled receptor activity; olfactory receptor activity
Source: RefSeq, a predicted model, not a curated record
AUGAAGAGUGGAGAGAACUGGAUGGCGUACACCAGGCUUAACAAGGGAUAUAGAGACUGUAAAGAGUCAGCCUGUGACAACCUCACUCAACAGCCCUUACCUGGUCAGGAAGAAGCACACCUGAGGCUCCACCCAAAGAUGACCUUACUUGGCGAGGAGCCCACUGCCUCACUUGGUGUUUCUUCUCUUCUUAAAGACAUAUCUUCUGUCUUCAGUAUCCUGGUGCCGUAUCAAGCAUCAUUCCACAGAGAUGCCAGUCAGAUUGCUGGUUCCUACCUCGUGUUUAUCAACGGUAAGUCUGGAGUGGUACCACAGUUAUUCAUUUCUAAUAAGUUCCCAGGUUCUGUUGCUUAUCCAGGGCAAUUCAUUUCAUGGUCUUUUCACCCCAUCUUUUCCAUCAGAUUCAUCAAUGUGGCGUCCAGAAAUCACACACAUGCUCCAGAAUUCCUUCUCUUGGGAUUGACAGAUGAUCCAGAACUGCAGCCCCUCAUUUUCUAUCUUUUCCUGUCCAUGUACCUGGUCACCAUCCUGGGAAAUCUGCUCGUCAUCAUGGCUGUCAUCUCUGACUCCCACCUCCACACCCCCAUGUAUUUCUUUCUCUCCAAUCUGUCCUUUACUGACAUCUGUAUAAGCACAACCAUGAUCCCAAAGAUGCUGCUGAACAUACAAGCACAGAAUCAAGGCAUCACUUAUACAGGCUGCCUCACCCAGAUUGUCUUUGCCCUGGUUUUUGCUGUAUUUGAGAAUUUUCUCCUUGCAGCAAUGGCCUACGACCGCUAUGUGGCUAUUUGUCACCCACUCAUUUAUAUGGUCAUCAUGAAUCCCAGAAUCUGUGUCCUGCAGAUUCUUCUCUCUCUGUCUCUUAGCAUUGUGGUUGCCUUGCUCCAUGGCUUGAUGGUGUUACAACUCUCCUUCUGCAAGGUUCUGGAAAUCCCUCACUUCUUCUGUGAACUUGCACAGGUCCUCAAGUUUGCCUGUUCUGAUACCUUCAUCAAUAACAUCCUGAUAUAUUUUACAACUAGCUUAUUUGGUAUUCCUAUGUGUGGAAUUAUUUUCUCUUAUACUAGGAUAGUCUAUUCCAUUUGGAGAAUGCCAUCAGUGGGUGGCAAGUAUAAAGCUUUUUCCCCCUGUGGGUCUCACCUCUCAGUUGUGUCUUUAUUCUAUGGGACAGGUUUGGGUGUGUACAUUAGUUCUGCUCUUACUAACUCUUCCAGAAACACUGCAGUGGCUUCAAUGAUGUACACAGUCAUCCCUCAAGUUCUGAACCCAUUCAUCUAUAGCCUGAGAAACAGGGACAUGAAGGGAGCCUUCAGAAAACUCAUCAGUAGGUCACUUUCUCUUCUGUGA